Williopsis jadinii is the source of this 1434-nucleotide messenger RNA. It is a transcript of the gene MSS116, whose product is annotated as ATP-dependent RNA helicase. Gene Ontology annotation, molecular function: nucleic acid binding; ATP binding. Lineage: Eukaryota; Fungi; Ascomycota; Saccharomycetes; Phaffomycetales; Wickerhamomycetaceae. The transcript has a single exon. The annotation marks the transcript as partial. Gene Ontology annotation, cellular component: mitochondrion. The record is from RefSeq and is a predicted model, not a curated record.
GGAAUCAUCCAAAAGCCCGUCCACAGUGCUCUGUCCCACCUGGGCUUCCACAAGCUCACUCCAGUUCAAGAGAAGUCAAUACACCCAGUCUUGACAAAAGAUGCCGAUUUCAUAACGAAGGCAAAGACCGGAACCGGGAAGACACUGGCAUUCGGUAUACCCUUGAUUGAAAAGGCAUUGAGAAUCGGUAACUCAAGAGACCAAAGGGUCGUGGGCAUCGUCGUUGCACCAACUAGGGACUUGGCCUUCCAGAUCAGAGAUGAGCUGAACAAGAUUGUCCGUUAUAAGGAGAUGGUCCGGCACACGAAGAACCUGUUGAGCGUGCAAACAGUGGUUGGUGGUGAAAGUAGAUGGAAACAAGUGCGUGCGUUCACCUCAAGAGACCCCCAUCCUUCUAUCGUGGUUUCAACACCUGGAAGAUUGUUAGAUCUUCUGAAAGAACCUGAAGUGUUGGGUGCAUUUGGCCAUAUCAAGGCAUUGGUGCUGGAUGAAGCUGAUCGACUGUUAGGUGAGGGUUUCAAGGAGGACCUUGUUGAGAUCUCUGAUACUCUGAAGGACAACCUGGUUGAUGACAAGCAUCAGUUCAAGACUAUGCUAUACUCUGCCACGUGGGACAAGGAUGUCCAGGAGUUCUCAAAGCGUAUUCUGAGACCUGAGUUCCACUACAUCGACACUGUGGAUCCCAAUGCAGCUGAUACCCAUGAAAAGAUCAACCAGUCGUUGAUAUUGACAAAUGACAUCUUUGAAUCGUACACCUCUGCCAUCACAUUCAUCGAGAGUGAAGCCAAAGCCAACAGAAAGUUCAAGGGCAUUGUGUUCCUGCCAACGGUGAAAGCUGUGAGCUACUUCUACGAGCUGCUGUACACCAGAUUCAAAUUCCAAAAGAUCCGGAGCCCAGUGAACCAGCUCCAUGGUCAAUUGGCGCAGGCAUCAAGAGAUAGAGCAGUUAGGGAAUUCCGUAAAGGCUUCAAUGGUGUUCUUGUCUGUUCCGACGUUGGUGCUCGUGGUAUGGACUUCCCAAACGUCACGAAUGUUGUACAGAUUGGACUACCAAUGGACGAGACUAACUACGUCCACAGGGUCGGAAGAACCGCAAGAGGUGGUAAGGAUGGCUCUGCGGUGAUGAUCUUGUCUGAUGCCGAGUCCAAGUUCUUGAGGGUGUUGAAGAAGAGAAACAUCAACAUUGUCUCCAAGUUCGAGUAUGAAAAGGACGAAGAGCUGGAGAGUGAGAUUGCCAACGUUUCCAAGGCUGCAAGACACAAGUAUUCCCUGGAUCUCGUCAUUGAGUCCCUCGCUGGCUUCUCCAAGGGUAUCUCAAACGUCUAUCGACUCAACAUGUAUGAUAUUUUGGAGGAUUAUACCACUGCUUAUGGGAAGUUCUUCCAGGAUGCUGACAAGAAGCCACAUGUCACUGCUAGUUUUGCUCAGAGAGUU